Messenger RNA from Apis florea (little honeybee), 2094 nucleotides. Its product is annotated as BTB/POZ domain-containing protein 9. The record is from RefSeq and is a predicted model, not a curated record. Lineage: Eukaryota; Metazoa; Arthropoda; Insecta; Hymenoptera; Apidae. Gene Ontology annotation, molecular function: protein binding.
AUGUUUCAAUCUUUUAAUCUUCAAUUAUUUUUAUUAAAUGAAAAACUGUGUAAUGUAUAUCCCAUAUAUUUAAAAUUGUACCAAUUUAGUAUUCGAACAAAUUCCAGUCCUGAUGUAAAUAAAUAUGUGAAAUUAAUAGGUAAUGUUUUAAAUAUUAUAAAAGGUGGCAAAGGAGCUUGUUCUUCCUUCAUUGAAAGAUGUUUCGCUUUCAUUGGAGAAAAUGCUGUAGAUACAGUUAAAACAACAGCAUUUUGUAAUCUUCCAAAGGAUGCCUUGGUCAAGCUUAUAUCUUCGGAUUACUUAGGAUUGGAGGAAGAAGAUGUAUGGAGAGCAGUACUAAACUGGGCAAAAUAUCAGGCAGGGGUGACGCAGCCUACUCAACACUGGACAGAGGAGGAGCGCGUGAGGGUUUGCCAACAUUUAUCCGGAGUGAUAAAUCAUGUUCGCCUUCUACUAAUCGACAGCCAGGUCUUUGCGGAAGAAGUAGAACCAACCGGAGCAGUGCCUAUAGAACUUUCCUUGGAGAGGUACGAAUUUUUCAAUCCCGAUCGAUCAAGUGGCUCAAAACCCAUAAGGUAUAGGUAUGCAGCGCUACCAAACAAAUAUGCAGAAAUUUGUGCAGAUAAGCGGUUACAGCCAAGAGUUAGUCCAUUUCUAUUUCCGGGGUCACAAAUUCUAUCGCGAGAUAAGAUGGGUUUCCAACGUCUUCUCAAUCAGUGGUAUGGAUCUCCAAAACAAAGUUGGCGUCUAAUAUAUCGAGCUUCUAACCAUGAUUAUUCUGCAUCAUCAUUCCACCGACAUUGUGAUGGAGUUUGUCCGACAUAUGUAAUUGCAUUGGGAACUCGAGGAGAAAUUUGUGGAGGUUUCAGUGAUGCGCCAUGGGGUAAAACAAAUGCCAAGGGUCACUAUAUUUUUUCAGAAAAAGCUUUCUUAUUCACUUUAACAAAUAAUCAAGAUGUACCUCCAACGAAAUAUGAUAUUGUUAAAAAGCCUUUUGCGCUUUGUUAUCAUCCAGAUAUUGGACCAAUUUUUGGAGCAGGUGCUGAUUUACUAAUUUCUAGUAAUUGUAACGUAAAUAAGGAGAGCUACAGUAAUCUUCCUCAUAGUUACGAUGGCGAACAUGCCUCUAAUACUGUACUUAUGGGAGACUAUCAUUUUUUUGUAGUAGAUUAUGAAGUUUUUACUCCCAGUCAUUCAGUUUCCAAAUCUACUCAUUAACAGUACUCAUUAACAUAUUCUUUUCAUAAGCUUGUACAUAUAUAAUUGCAUUUUUUUUUAAAAAUAAUAAGCUUCACAUAAUACCACGAGUAUAAUAUAAAAAUACAAAUUAUUAAAAAAAAAAAAAAUGAAUAUAUAAAAGUGUAAGUGUUUAGAUUAUAAAAAAGAAGAGUAAUUUUGAAUAUGUACAGGGUAUAAGUUUACAGAAAAUGUAAUUUUUUUAUACUAUUCAAAAUAAAUAAUAUUGCUUUUUCUAAUGUUAAUAAGUAGUCAAUGAGAAGUCGACCGAUAUUGGCUUGCAAUUAAAGACUUUGGCUCUCGAUAGAAUUAAAGUAUGCCAAACGAUACUUCGUGGUCUGCAUAAUGAGUAUUUGAUAUGCUACGGUGCAUAGACUGAUUCUCAAGGAACUUGUUAAACCACACGUUAAAUUGCCAUGUGAACAAAUGACUUCGAAAUCUAAUCUGUAUUACAGUAGCGCGUUCGAAAGUAAACGUGAAAUGUGAAAAUCCACGGAAAAAUGCGAACUACUGAGUAUGCAUUAGACUAUCAAAGGCACCGAUGACACGGAUGUAUGUUCGAUAAGUAAAAUCGUACUGAUUCUACUUAGCCUUGGUUAAAAUUUAAAUUUCGUUUUACCAUAAAGCCAUGUGACAAUUCAAAUCACGUAUCUCAAUUAACAACACAAAAUAAGAAAUUUUAUUCACGACAUUAUUUGAUACUUUCUCUUUAAAUAAUUAAUUACUUUAAAUAAUAAAUACUCACUUAUUCCCUUCAUUUUUUGCAAUGAUACGAUGAUAAAUUUGAUCACUAUUUCAACAUUUUGGAAUUUUACUUUUGGAAUAUUUGACAAAAAAUAUAACUGUCUUAUGAAACUA